Acanthoscelides obtectus is the source of this 351-nucleotide messenger RNA. NCBI's taxonomy places the organism in Eukaryota, Metazoa, Arthropoda, Insecta, Coleoptera, Chrysomelidae. The record is from the annotation of a GenBank genome assembly.
AUGUUCGACUUGAUAGCUCAAUUUUACCGUCGGAUAAAAAUAAUCGUAGGGCAUUUGCAGGAAAUCUUUCAAAAUUGCCCUCCUUCAUCCAAAACCAAGUCUUCAACUGUUUGUUUUACUUUUACAGGUGGUGGAAGAAACCUAUUGUCUAGUAAUCUAAAUAGGCCACUUCUUGGACGACAGCAUUCUGUAUUUCUACAUUUUACAAUUUGAAGCAAGUAUUGGCUCUCACGCACAUGUUCUGAAUACCAUUUAAUGUCUGGAAAAUCAGGAAGAUCUUGAUCACCUGCCCCAACAUAGUUUGCAUUAAAAUUAUAGCCAUCAAUUUCCAUUUAACUCCAUACUUCAGCU